AUGACGGAGCGCGGCAAUGAGGCGGAGCCUCUAAUCCGUCAUGGACGGACUGGGGCAGAUUUGAAUAUCCUGGCAGGUCAACGGAACACCAACGAGACAUCCAGGAGUAGUGGUUAUCUCUUCAUACUGACCCUGGCCAUGGGAGGUCUCCAGAUUGUCUACUCAAUCCAGCAUUCCAGUGGAUCGCCAUAUCUGCUGUCUCUAGGGAUGAGCAAAGCAUUGCUCGCAUUUGUCUGGAUCGCGGGGCCCCUUACAGGUACUCUCGUGCAGCCUUACAUUGGCAUCCGAAGUGACAAUUGCCGCAUCUCCUGGGGAAAGAGGAAGCCGUUUAUGGUAUUUGGUGGAGCACUCCUGGCCAUCUGCCUGUUGGCGCUGGCAUGGGUGCGAGAAAUAGUUGGCAGCAUAAUUGGCCUCCUCGGCAUCGAUGCUCAGACAGCUGGAGCUAAAACCGCAGUGAUCAUCGCUGCAACCCUCUUGAUGUACUGUCAAGACUUUUCUAUCAAUACUGUUCAAGCAGCAACCCGGGCGUUCAUCGUUGAUAACGCCCCUGCUCAUCAGCAGGAGACGGCAAAUGCCUGGGCAAGCCGUCAUGUUAGCGCAGGGAACAUUUUAGGCUUUAUAAUCGGCGGUAUGGAUCUGCCAAGGGCCCUUCCCUUUCUCUGGAAUACCCAGUUUAAGGCGAUUAGUGUCAUCGCCAGUGUAUUUCUGGCAAUCACCUUGUCCAUCAGCUGCUCUUAUAUCGAGGAAAAAGAUCCACGCGCGGAGCCAUUGACAUAUGCAGGACUGGGUCUUAUCUCAUUGCUCCAGUCUAUCAAAGCCUCUGUCCACGGUCUCCCCUUGCGUAUACGUAAGGUCUAUAUAAUCCAGGCCGCAGCAUGGUUCGGAUGGUUCUCAUUCUUAUUCUACGCCACCACAUACAUAGGGCAACUAUAUGUGAACCCUAUUUUUGAUAUGCACCGUGAUCUAUCAGACGAUGAGGUCAACAAGGUGUGGGAAGAAGCUACACGCAUCGGUACCUUGGCCCUGCUCGUAAACGCACUUGUGUCUUUCGCAGCAAGUGUUAUUCUGCCGCUACUAGUUGUUCCUUCAGAGAGGCAGAUGGCAGCUCAAGAAAGCACUGGCUCAAGCAGGUCACACUUAAAGCUUCGGAUCCCUGGGUUUACGCUGCGGCGCGCAUGGCUUCUCUCUCAUUUUCUGUUUUCUAUCUGUAUGCUUAGCACCUUCGUUAUAUCGUCUCCCGGACAGGCAUCGGUGAUGACAGGGGCCAUUGGCAUUACCUGGGCCGUCACAGCCUGGGCGCCAUAUGCUCUCAUCUCAUCUGAGAUCGCACAGGAAGACCCUGGGCGGCCAACUCAGAAUUACCGAGGAAGAUUUAGCGAGGCUGAAGGGUCAAGUAUUCUCCCGUACAGCGAAGGGGCUGAUGAAUCGAGGGACGCGGGCAACGAAGGGGCAAACCAAGCUGGAGUCGUUCUUGGGCUGCACAACGUCGCAAUUUCCUUUCCUCAGAUCGUUUCCAGUGCUGUCGGCAGCCUCAUCUUCAAGGCGCUGCAGAAGCCACGAGGGGAGCCUUGGGACACUAGCACGGGCUGGGUGAUGAGACUUGGAGGAUGUGCUGCUGUGCUCGCAGGUUUUCUGACAAUGGGUCUCGAGGAGAAGGCCGGAAGAAAGUAG
Messenger RNA from Aspergillus sclerotioniger CBS 115572, 1671 nucleotides. RefSeq names its product putative sucrose transporter. The record is from RefSeq and is a predicted model, not a curated record. Bases 1 to 1671 code for a protein of 556 amino acids. Gene Ontology annotation, cellular component: membrane. Lineage: Eukaryota; Fungi; Ascomycota; Eurotiomycetes; Eurotiales; Aspergillaceae. Gene Ontology annotation, molecular function: sucrose:proton symporter activity. The transcript has 4 exons.